This is a messenger RNA of Schistosoma spindalis, 2865 nucleotides long. The record is from the annotation of a GenBank genome assembly. NCBI's taxonomy places the organism in Eukaryota, Metazoa, Platyhelminthes, Trematoda, Strigeidida, Schistosomatidae.
AUGUGCGCACUUAUCAACUGCCAAAGAGCUUCUUCUAAAAAGUCCAAAGCUAAAAUAUUUAAUUAUUUCUGCAAAGAAUUAUCGGGUGUACUUGAAUGUGAUCCUGAUACCAUUCAGAGGACAGAUGUCACUUUUAUUGUUGGUCAGAACGUUUAUCAUGGAAACCAAAAAACAAUUUCCAUAUUGAGUGAGGAGUUGAAAAAAUGCUUUCAGUCAGAAGGCGAAGACGAUUGCAGCUCUACACAUGGUUGUAUACUGAAAGUGACUAGAUCAAAGUCUUCGUCUUCACUCAAGGUGUUUAUUGAUGCAUCUGCGGAUGUUUUCGAAGCGGUAUUAAAUUAUAUGCUUACUUUAAAGCUUACUGUGCCCGAAGACCUAAUACCACACGUUUACUUCUUGUCUAAAUGUCUACAGAUCAAAACUUUGGAGACAACGUGCAUCGAGUUUUUAAUUCACAAUUUAUCAAUCAACAGUGUUGGGGUUCUGUGUAGCUUUAUUCAGUUCAGUGGGGUUUAUCAAAAUAGUAAUGAAUUCGCUACAAGUCCCGAAUCUUAUUCACCAGAAAUGUGCUUAACAAAAACAUUACACCACUACUUGUUAACAGAAGCAGAUGCCAUCGCUUGUUCUCAAACAGGAAUUCUUAGUGCUCGUUUGAUAGUAAAUCUUACAGGCAAUUUCGAUUCAUCAGAUGAUCAAAAUGGAAGUCAAGAACCUUCCAAUGAAUAUUUAGCCUUUGGAGUUUUGCGAUGGGCAUUCGAAAAGUUGUUAACAGGCGAAAGAUUGGCAAGGGCGGGAAGUGAAGAUAACGUUUGUUCGGACGAUGAAGAAAGUGACGGGAAUAGCAGCAGUCAUGCUGUUGGGAACUCGAAUGGAUCACAGCGUAAACGAGCAGGUAGUCAAUUUCAGUUUUUGGCUCAAAAAAAUUUGCUAAGUGGGAUUCGUCCAAAAUGUGGUACAUCAGCUCAGUAUAGCCUCGCUUCAGAUGACAAUGAUAGCGAUGAUUUGAAUUCAGAAAUCAAAGCCGAGGAACGUGGCUCAGUUUCAGACACUCUGGAUGCAUUACGUUAUUAUAGUACACAUGAUAUACGAAUUUCGGUCGAUAUAAAUGAUUUACCUUUGAGUAAAGAAGAAAAUGGAAUGAGUAACAUAUCUCAGAAUGGGCAUAGUUUAUUAACUGUUUGUUUAUCAACUGGUAAUCAAGAAUCAGAGACUUGUUUAUUGGCACCAACAUCUCUUGGAGUUCGAUCGACAUCAAUUUGGUUAGGCAAAUUAGCAGGUUAUUUGGUUAGCCUAUCGAUAAAACGUUGUCCCCCGACACAUCGAUCUAUCCAACAGUUGGAUGAAGAAUUAAUGAAUGAAGUCAAUCAGUCACGAAGUCGUCAUCAAAGUCGUGGUUCAUCUAUUUCGAAUACUUCCAGUAUACCAAAUGAUUUAAAUAGUCUAAUUGAAAAUGAAUUUAACGCCACCAAGUGUUCUGCUGAAAGUGUCUGUCCCGAAUUGUCUGAGUGUACGAGUACCGCUGUGCUGAAAUCGGAUAAUGAUGAUGAAGUAACCCGUACAGUAACCAGCAGUUCUGCUUCAAAUUUAGCGAGAGCUAUUGUUGGAUCGUCUUUACUUCGUCAAUCAUUCACUGAUCAAGUCUAUCAAAGUGUAAUUCUUUGCAUUAGUCAUAAUGAUGGUACAGGCCAAGAUUUGCCAUUGCAUAUGUUAGAAGCUCGGUCAAGUUUUGGCAUCGGACAACUGAGUUGUAAUUCAAAACAUUACAUUGCAAUUAUUGGCGGUUAUAAUCGUAAAGGUUGUUUAGAUAGUAUGGAAUUAUUUGUUGAAAACGGUAGCAAUCAACAGUAUGAAUCAUGUAGCGAUGAAGAUUCACCUGUAUCCGCUCCUAUUAUUGGUCCACGACUGACAAAACAAAGAGGUCGGUUAGCUGUAGUAUCCAGUUACAUACAAUCAUCUGAUUUUCCUGAUAUAAUUUAUGCUUGUGGUGGUUCGACAGGCUCCAAGGAUUUAGCAUCUGUAGAUAAACUGACAUGUGAGACACUGGGAUCUUGGCUUAUCAAUCAUGAAGUGGUAACCAAAAGCAAUCAUGAUAACCUUGACGAUCACGUGUAUACAAAUGGCUCUCGGAAAAGUUCUGAUUUCCGUACACGAACAGAUUCAAUAGCACAUAGUCAUGCGUCUUCAAAUGGAUGUGGUGUAUCAAGUGUUACAUUUUGGCAGACGAUAAAGAGUUUACAUGAGGCUCGGACCAAUCCAGUUGGUGUAGAUCUUAGUGGAAUUCAACAAGGACCGCUUAUCACAAAUACAAAGGGAUCAGUCCUUGUUGCUGGCGGAGUAUCAGAUGCACAGUUUCUAUCUUCUGUUGAAGCCUACAUUCCAGAUAGAGAUGAAUGGAUUUAUAUGCCAUCCAUGUUACAAGGUCGUUGUGAAGCAUGUGCUAAUGUAUUGACAUCACGAAAUCUAAUUGUUGUUAUCGGUGGAGUUGUUAAUACAAACACUACAUAUAAUACCAGUCAAAAUGUAACUGUUGAAGCAUUAGAUCCUCGUUGUGAUACUUGGUUUUAUAUUCCUAAUACAUUAGGCAAUUCAUUUGGACAACUUCGUGGUGCCAGUUUAACAUAUUGUCCAAAUUCUAAAGAUAAUUUACUAUUAGUUGGUGGAUAUAAUGGUCAUGAAACCUUAGAUACUACAUGGAUAUUUGAUUCAGUUGCUUGGAAAUGGCGUUCAGGACCAAAUUUAAUAUUUGCUCGUUCUAGCUGUUGUACAACAUUAACAUCAGAUCAACGUUAUAAUUUAGUAUUUGGUGGUUAUAAUCCACUAAAAUUUAACACUGGAUUUUCGGAUACAAUUGAAAUGAUUUUCUAA